AAGGCUUAGGGUUUAAACUUUAAAGCCGAGAGAGAGAGAGAGAGAGAGAGGGGGUAUUCGCGGCGGUUCGACGCUCCAAAACCCUCCUCUCCUGUUCUGAAGAGCUUCUCACCGCCAAAUCGUCGAUCCUUCCUCUUCUCUUCCUCCGCCGACAACCAUGUCGAUCGCCGCCCAACUCCAGGCUAUCCGCUCCGUCCUCAGAGGGACUUCGGAGGCGCAGAUUCGCCCCUCCGUUCUUUUCGACUCCAGAGCGGCUUCCGACAUCGAUCUCAAAACAAUUUUCCCCAUAGCGCUGUCAGGGUUGGAGGUCCUUAUCGAGUUGGAUACUCGCUUCAGAAGCUACAAAGACUCUCUUUUUAACCAGACUAGUCUCGAGUUGAAUAGGGAGAAGAUGGUUCCUAAGGAAGAAGAGAAGGUCAACAGGUCCAUAUGCUCGUACCUCCGGUUGCUUUCCGGGUACUUGCAGCUCCAUGCUGCUCUCAAGACGCUUGAAUAUCUCAUCCGCCGAUACCUAGUUCAUAUAUACAAUCUGGACGAACUGAUUCUCUGUGCACUACCGUUCCAUGACACGGAAACUUUUGUUCGCAUUGUCCAAUUGCUGGAUUUAGGAAAUAGCAAGUGGUUGUUUCUCGAAGGUGUCAAGGCUUCAGGUGCACCUCCACCAAGGCAAGUCAUCGUGCAACAGUGCGUUCGUGAUAAAGGGCUUUUGGAGACUUUGUGCAACUAUGCAUCUCCAACAAAAGAGUUUCAGCAUUCGAGACCUGUUAUUUGCUUUUGUACUGCAGUUGCUGUGGAGGCUUUGGGUGCCAUCCCUAAGCUGGACACUGAUACCGUACAGAGGGUCUUGGGAUUUGUAUUUAAUGGGCUUAACCCUGCUAUGAGUGGAAAUCAGGAUCACAAGGCUGCUGCUCUAAUGGUAGUUGGUUUACUAGCUACUAGAGCAACAUUAUCCUCUAAGCUUAUCCAGAGUUUGAUAUUCUUCAUUGCAAGGAUGGCUCAACGUGAUGCAAAUCAGUCAGUGGACUUGCCAUGGCUUCGUGUGAUAAUAAUGGCUUUAGUUACCCUUGUUCAGUCACAGUCCAAACAGAUGCUACCAAAGAAAACUGUGAUGAUUUUACGGGAAAUAAGGGACUUUCCUGGAGUACUUACUGGCUUGUAUAAUGAGUUCAAUAUUUGGGGUUUUUUUCAACUUUACAUGGAGUCAUUGGUUGAGCACAGCAGGUCCGAGGAUUCCUUGCUUGAUACUCUGCUUGUUAUGAUUGAGGCUCUUCCAUCAAAGGAUCUUGUUGAAAUUAUUGUGUCUAAGGUGCUAGCAAGUUGCAUGAAGUUGUCACAAAGGAUGGAUACCUCAGAUCCACAUGAAGCAGGUAACUGGGGAAAGAAAAUUCUUAAUGUGCUCAACAAGCAUUAUCCAUGUGAACUGCGUGGAGCAAUUCGGAAAUUUCUCGAGAACUCUAGAAUGAACCUAAAGGAUGAAGAAAACAUUGUGCAAAGGUUCUGUCUGAUGUUUGAUGGAGCAUUGGACAUGCCAUCAGAGAUCUCUGAUUCAAAAUUAUGGUUUUUGCUGGAACAUCCCAAGGCUGUGGUUCGUCAAGCCACUUUGUCAAAUAUAGCUGCAUCUGGAAUUCUGAAAACUAUAGCUGCUGAUCCUAAGAAACUUAUGAACGUACAAGAUGCAAUAGUGCGUGCGCUACAUGAUGAAGAUUUAAGUGUUGUAAGAGCAGCUUUGUCUAUAGAUGGACUGGCCAGAAUUGCAAGUCCGCCUUGUCUCCUCAAAGCUUAUGAUCAUGUACUUUCCAGAUGCACCAGCAUAUUCAAGAAAAAUAUAUCCCAAACAUCUCUAGCUUCUGAUAUUGCUGUGUCAUGUCUUGAACGCAUGGUUCUGGAGUUUCAGUCGCAACACUUGGAUUACUCUAUAGAAGUUGCUAAAAUGAUUUUCCCUUUGCUCCUUGUUCUUCCAAAGACAUGGAGGGUCAACUUGAAAACUUUGGAACUAGUUAAUAAAGUAAAGUGGUCGUUUUAUGCUGAAAUUUCUACUGCACACAAUUCAGUAAAAUUUGAUCAAAUGAAGAAUCCUCAUUUUGAUCAUGCUGCUUCUAUUAAUUCAAGAACUAUUAAAGCUUUGGCUGAAACAUUUGUUGCAAACCCUCAAGAGAAUAUUCAGUGGUUGAUCGAGUGCAGCAGCUACAGUAAACAGUCUAAGACUUUGUUUUUCUUCAUCAUAUUCCAGGCACUGAUGAUCAUAAAUGCAGAGUUUGGCAGCCCACUGAAGAUAUAUCAGGCUUGCUUUUUAGCUUUCAAGAAUGAGUGGCAUGAAAUGGAGCUGCAAGGAGGUUUGGUUCCUGCCGAAGAGUUCAAUGUGGACAAAUUUGGAAAAUCUUGUUUGGAAUUAGUUAAGCAGCUGUCUAGUGCUGAUGUUGAAGCACUGAAUUGGAAUAUUCUAAUUUGUGUUUUCUGGACAAUACUGAAAUCAUACAAUGAAGCAGCUAAGCAUAAUAAAUUGGAAGAUUUUGCUGAGAAUUUUAAUAUUCUUGAUGAGCUGUAUCUCUUCUUUACUACAUCACCUUCCAGGAAACUCUUCAGGAGUCAUAUUCAGUUUCUGGUGAUGAAUUGCUGCAGAUCUCCUUUUGAGUUUCUAUCGAAAUAUUUCACAGAAGAAGGCUUUUCUGUCGAUGUUCAAGUUCAGAGCCUGGAUUUGUGUGGGACUAUAUGUUCCCUAUGUGCACUACCAGAGAGGCGCAAUGUCGAAGAAGAUAAUUAUUUGCAGCUUUUGCUUGGAUUUCCUUCACUUCUUGUUCCACUUACUAAUUGUGAUAAGGAUAUAAGGUCGUCUGCCAUACAUUGUAUCCAACAGUUCUACAAUCUUUGGUGUACAUUUGAUGUUUCUCGAUUAAAAAAUGGGAAUGAUAUGAUUCUCUCUCAAUUCUCAUCGUCAACUUUUAGAGACUUUCUAGCAUUCCUUGUGAAUGAGAAGACAUUGAUAUCCUCGGAUGUUGAUUUUCUUCCUUCAUAUUUAACAUCAAUGUUGGGUUCUUCAAGCAAUAAUCUCUUAGCUCCUGAUAAUAGUCAAAAUAGAUUUGAUUCACCUACAAAGGAUGGAAUAUUGCUAUUUAUUCUGCAUUCUGGACUGAAAUGUUCCUUGUAUGGGAAGCUAAAGAUCUUAUCAUUGCUCAGUGGAAUGGGAACUUUGUUACUGAAUGUAGAAGGAGUUAAAUCGUUGCUAAUUGAGCUUGUUGAAAGGCAUACCCGGUGCAACGGAGAGCUUGAUAAAAUGGAUCAAAAGCUAUCCAAAAAUGAAAUUCAAGUAUUAUGCUUGCUUUUGGAGAUUUGCUUUCCGUUAUCAAGCACUGCUUGUCUUGACGAGGACAUUUCAGAAUGUGUAUUGAGAGCUUUAAGAGUGGAUGGUUUCUCAACCGAUGACCCUGCUGUUCUGGAACCAUGUGUCACUGUCCUUCGGAAGCUGACUCCUGUUUUUUUUGACAAUCUGAAGACAGAGCUACAGGACGAGCUUUUUGGGAACCUUGUUAUCUUAUUCCGAAAUGACAAUGGGGAUGUGCGAAAUGUGACUAGGGAAGCUCUUCUGAGGUUAAAUAUUAAUUGCUCUACCAUAGUCAGGUUCCUUGAGUUGAUUCUUGUCCAAGGCCAUGAAGUUGGAUCCUCAAAAAGAAUUAAGAGAAGAAAGCAUCCAAGUAAUAAUGCUUUUGCCCUUCGCCAAGACAUAUUGUGUACGGAAGAAUCACGACUUUCUGUUCUCAUGGCAUUGCUGGAUAUGAUGUUACAGAAGAAAGACAUAAAAGAAAGGCCUUUUUUGGUAAAACCACUUUUUGUUUUACUAGAGAAAAUCUUCUCUGAUGAUUGGCUUAUUGAUCUUGCUAAUCAUGGUAAAAAAGAAAUAGUUUCAUCAUCUGAAGUUGCUGAAUCUGUCACUAGUGCAGUUUAUCAUGCUCAACAAACAACGUUAUUGAUUCUUAAGGAUAUUAGUGAUUCACUCUUAUCAAAUCUUCCUCUCUCUGAUAAUGUGUUUAGUGAUGUCAAAAUGGGUCUCUUGGUUGAAAUUGCACGUUCUACUGAUGAUAUCACAACUCGCAACCAUGUAUUCUUGUUGCUAUCUUCUAUCACAAAGGUUUAUUCUGGAUGGAUUUCAGAACAUAUCAUUGAUAUAUUUGCUGUGAUUGGUGAAUCUGCAUUAAAGCAGAAUGAUAGCCACUCUCAACAUGUUUUGGAGGACCUAAUAUCUACAAUGGUACCUUGCUGGUUGUCAAAGACAAAAAGUAUAGACAAAUUGCUUCAGAUUUUUAUAAGAGCUUUGCCAGAGGUUGCUGAACCCCGGCGCUUGACCCUCAUGGUGUAUCUUCUUAGGAUUUUAGGAGAGGAAAGCAGCUUAGGCAUUCUUAUUUUUCAUCUUUUCCGCUCGUUGAUUCUACGGAUCACUGAAGCUCCUGAAAUUCCGAGGGAUUUUAAUAACUUGUUUUCUUCUGUUACCCUUACUGAAUGGGAAUACACAUUUGCAGUAGAAAUAUGCAAUCAGUAUACCUGUAAAAUAUGGUUUCCUUGUUUAGUGAAGCUUGUGCAACUUCUCAGAGAAAAUAGUGGGGAAGAAGAGUUUCUGCUUGAACUAUAUUUGGUAAUGCAGUUUACUGUGCACAAGUUGCAAGAUACUAAAUUGGUCUUUGAGCUUGAAUCUGGGCGAGAUGUGGGAUAUCUUCAGAUGGGACUUCGAGCGCUUCUGCAGCAGGUUGUGUUGCACUUGCAACUUAUCAGAAGCAGAAGAAAACUACAUGGCAUUACUAUGGAUAUCAUAAAACAACUAAGAAGUUCUGCAAAUGCCAUACUGAAUGUUAUUACAAGUUGGAUGGUUCCCUCUACAUACUUUGAAGGCAUCAGUCAACUAUUGGAACACACAGAUAAAAAUGUGAAAAAACAGACAUUGGGGCUGUUAUGUGAAACUGUGAAGAACCAUGGUCUGAUUCAGAAGAAGCAGAAAGAUAAAAAAACGAAGUUCAGCUUUCCACUUGUUAUCGAUGACAAUGCCAAACCAGCAUUUACUGAUUUGUGUUUAAAAAUAGUCCAGUUGGUUGAUGGAAGAAUAGAUACUUCAGACACUCGUGUGAAGCUUGCGGCAAUUUCUUCACUUGAAGCUUUAAGUAAAGAAUUUCCAUCUGACAGCUCAAUAUUUGCAUCAUGUAUUACAACUAUUGUCAAGCACAUUUGCUCAGAUGAUUUGGCUAUCUCUUCUGGGUGCAUUCGAGCUACAGGAACUUUAAUUACUGUGCUUGGUUCAAAAGCACUGCCUCAGCUACCUCUUAUUAUGAAGAAUAUGAUAGAAAAAACUCAUGAAAUUUCCAUUUGUCCUAUGAUUAAAUUAAAACAUAUCCAUAGCGAUAUAUCUGAUGGAAUUUCAGGCAACAAGUUAUUGAUACUACUCUCUGUGCUUACCACCAUAGAGGUAGCAAUAGAUAAACUUGGCGGGUUUCUAAAUCCUUAUCUCAAAGAUAUCUUGGAUCUUAUAGUACUUCAUCCAGAAUAUGCCUUAGAUUUGGAUUUGAAGACAAAGAUGAAAGCUGAUAGUGUGCGAAAGCUCUUGGUGGUGACUAUUCCUGUCCGCCUUAUGCUUACGCCUCUGCUGCAAAUAUAUUCUAGUGCUCUCGAAUGUGGUGAAUCAAGCCUGUCUUUGGUUUUUGAAAUGCUAGCCAGCAUGAUUAGCUCAAUGGAUAGACCAGCUAUAGGAACUUAUCAUGUUAAAUUAUUCGAGCACUGCUUGAUAGCACUUGAUCUUCGUCGUCAACUCCCAGAGUCAAUUAAGAACAUAAAUAUGGUAGAACAAAGUGUAAUUGAUGCAAUGACUGUUCUCACGAUGAAACUUACUGAGACCAUGUUUAGGCCUCUUUUCUUUCACAGCCUUGAGUGGGCAGAAUCAGAAUUUGAAGGAAGUGAUUGUGUUCAAUCUAGAAGCUUGGAUCGAUCUAUUUCCUUCUACAAUAUGGUCAGUAAGCUUACGGAACAUCAUCGGUCACUGUUUAUACCUUACUUCAAGCAUCUGUUAGAGGGUUGUGUACGAUAUCUAACUGAGGCUCAUGAUGGAAAUGAGGCUUUGGCAAAAAGGAGGAAGAAGGCAAAAGUUGCAGAUUCUGUCAGCUGUAGUAAAUAUGAGUUGCUGUUCCUUAAGCAGUGGCAUCUAAGAGCAAUAAUUUUGAAAUCAUUGUACAAGUGCUUCCUCUAUGACAAUGAUUUAAAGCUUUUAGACUCCACUAAUUUUCAGGUACUACUGAAACCUAUUGUCACGCAGCUUGUGGUUGAACCACCAAAAUCUCUUGAACAAACGCAAGACGUGCCAUCGGUGGAGGAGGUUGAUGAAUCACUGGUUUUAUGUUUGGGUCAGAUGGCCAUUACAUCUCGCUCUGAUGUUCUUUGGAAACCACUGAACCAUGAAGUCCUGAUGCAGACAAGAAGCGAGAAGAUUCGUCCAAAAAUUCUAGGCCUUAAGAUUGUCAAGUAUCUAGUAGAACACUUGAAAGAAGAAUAUCUAGUGUUCCUACCUGAGACCAUCCCGUUUCUGGGCGAGCUACUUGAGGAUGCCGAGCUUCCUGUUAAAACACUGGCUCAAGAGAUCCUAAAGGAGAUGGAGACCCUCAGUGGCGAAAGCCUUCGGCAAUACUUAUGAGAGGACCCAGAAUGACCGGAAAGUCAAAGCUGUCCAUCUUUGUUUUCCGUCCCCUGUUUCUUUUCUUUCUUUUUUUUGGGGUGGGGGGGGAGGGGAUUCUCAGAAGAAUUUUGUACGUCUUCUUGAGGCAUCUGAAAUCUUGUAUCAAAUUGUAGUAUCGAACAGACCAAGAUUAAUUUAUUGAUUUUAGAAAACAGUGUAAAUUGCCUCUUCUCAUGAUCGCAGCAGUUGAGCCCUUCCCCCUCCCAAUAGAAAAUAGUUAAAUGUUGGUAAUUAAUUGGUCAUGCCAAGUGCCUCUAUAUUUAUCUUCUGCAGUAUAUUUAUGUAGCAAUAAGGAGUCAUUUCCAUGGUCAUAUUUCUAUAGCCCGCAUGAGAUGGAUUCGAGGAAUUUGUAAGAACAUAAAAAUGUUUGAUUUCGGUUCUAUUUCCUCUUUCAGUAGAUUCAUUUUGUUGAUAUUUUUA
Messenger RNA from Musa acuminata AAA Group (dessert banana), 7123 nucleotides. RefSeq lists its product as uncharacterized. Gene Ontology annotation, cellular component: 90S preribosome; small-subunit processome; t-UTP complex. NCBI's taxonomy places the organism in Eukaryota, Viridiplantae, Streptophyta, Magnoliopsida, Zingiberales, Musaceae. The transcript is spliced from 39 exons. Gene Ontology annotation, molecular function: snoRNA binding. Gene Ontology annotation, biological process: maturation of SSU-rRNA from tricistronic rRNA transcript (SSU-rRNA, 5.8S rRNA, LSU-rRNA); positive regulation of transcription by RNA polymerase I. Bases 158 to 6661 code for a protein of 2167 amino acids. The record is from RefSeq and is a predicted model, not a curated record.